Molecule: messenger RNA, 153 nt
Organism: Aspergillus glaucus CBS 516.65
Lineage: Eukaryota; Fungi; Ascomycota; Eurotiomycetes; Eurotiales; Aspergillaceae
Exons: 2
Coding region: 1-153 (50 amino acids)
Source: RefSeq, a predicted model, not a curated record
AUGCCCGAGAGAUUAUUGCCAACUAUCAUCGCCGCUAUCCCCAUAAGCCUGGGCCUAGCCUCGACGGAGCUCGGCCUUGAGGGGGGGAGUACUGUCACGGUGCCAGCCCACUUUGGCACCCCAAAAACUGCUGCUGCCUUUGAUUUUGAUUGA